Molecule: messenger RNA, 2884 nt
Organism: Egretta garzetta (little egret)
Lineage: Eukaryota; Metazoa; Chordata; Aves; Pelecaniformes; Ardeidae
Gene: TNK2
Product: tyrosine kinase non receptor 2
Exons: 16
Coding region: 13-2784 (923 amino acids)
Biological process (GO): protein phosphorylation; negative regulation of epidermal growth factor receptor signaling pathway; signal transduction
Cellular component (GO): extrinsic component of cytoplasmic side of plasma membrane
Molecular function (GO): protein serine/threonine/tyrosine kinase activity; protein binding; protein tyrosine kinase activity
Source: RefSeq, a predicted model, not a curated record
CUGAGCUGUAGCAUGCAGGCAGAGGAGGGCACGGACUGGCUGCUGGAGCUGCUCACCGAACUGCAGCUGCAGCAGUACUUCCUGCGCAUCCGGGACGAGCUCAACGUCACUCGCCUCUCCCACUUCGAGUACGUCAAAAAUGAAGAUCUGGAGAAGAUCGGCAUGGGACGCCCUGGUCAGCGGCGGCUGUGGGAGGCGGUGAAGCGGAGGAAAGCCAUGUGCAAGCGGAAAUCCUGGAUGAGCAAGGUGUUCAGCGGGAAGCGUCCUGAAUCGGAGCUGCCACCCCAGCCCCAGAGCACCUUCCGCAAGCCCCCCCCGCCGCCACCCCCCGAAGCCGGGGGCCAGCACUCCCUCACCUGCCUCGUGCGGGAGCGGGACCUCUCACUCUUCGAGAAGCUGGGCGAUGGCUCCUUUGGCGUCGUGCGUCGCGGCGAGUGGUGCACACCUGCUGGCAAGACGCUGAAUGUGGCAGUGAAGUGCCUCAAGACAGACGUGCUGAGCCAGCCGGAGGCACUGGAUGACUUCAUUCGGGAGGUGAACGCCAUGCACUCCCUGGACCACAGGAACCUCAUCCGCCUCUAUGGCGUGGUGCUGUCCCACCCCAUGAAGAUGGUGACAGAGCUGGCCCCCCUGGGCUCCCUCCUGGACCGCCUGCGGAAGAACCAGGGCCAUUUCCUCAUCUCCACCCUCUGCCAGUACGCCAUCCAGGUGGCCAAGGGCAUGGCCUACCUGGAGUCCAAGCGCUUCAUCCAUCGUGACCUUGCCGCCCGCAACAUCCUGCUGGCCUCCAAUGAGCUGGUCAAGAUUGGGGACUUUGGGCUGAUGCGGGCCCUGCCCAAAAAUGAUGACCACUAUGUGAUGCAGGAGCAUCGCAAGGUCCCCUUCGCCUGGUGUGCUCCCGAGAGCCUGAAGACACGCACCUUCUCCCAUGCCAGUGACACCUGGAUGUUCGGGGUGACCCUCUGGGAGAUGUUCACCUAUGGGCAGGAGCCCUGGAUCGGCCUCAAUGGCAGCCAGAUCCUGCACAAGAUAGACAAGGAAGGUGAGCGGCUGCCACGGCCCGAGGACUGUCCCCAGGAUGUCUACAACGUCAUGCUGCAGUGCUGGGCGCACAAGCCUGAGGACCGACCUACCUUUGUGGCCCUGCGGGACUUCUUGGUGGAGGCUCAGCCCACUGACAUGAGGGCACUGCAGGACUUUGAGGAGCCUGACAAGCUGCACAUCCAGAUGAACGACAUCAUCACGGUCAUCGAGGGCAGGGCCGAGAAUUACUGGUGGCGGGGUCAGAAUAAGCGGACCCUAAAAGUGGGCCAGUUCCCCCGAAACACGGUGCCCUCAGUGGCGGGGCUGUCAGCCCACGACAUCAGCCAGCCGCUUAAAAACAGCUUCAUCCACACAGGCCAUGGAGACACCAACCCGCAGCACUGCUGGGGGUUUCCCGAUAAAAUUGAUGAGCUGUACCUGGGAAAUCCCAUGGACCCUCCUGACAUUUUAGGUGUGGACCCGAGUGCUGCCAGACCCACCCAGCUUCCAGGCAGGGCUAAAAGGCAGCCGCCUCCGCGCCCGCCUCAGCCUACCGUCCUGCUCACCAAGCCCUGCUACGACCCAGUCAGUGAGGAGGAGGAGGGUUUGCCGGGGGGUCUCCGGAAGCUCUGCCUGAAGAAGCCAGGUGCAGGGAAGGGUCUGCGACCGGUCAAGCCAUCGGCACGGGUACCAGGCACCAAGGUGGGCGAGCGGCAACCCGGCCGGCCAGCAAGUGAGGGGACAGCAGGCGGCGAGGUGACCCUCAUCGAUUUCGGGGAGGAGGUGCCCCAAGGUAGCCCCUCGCCGGUGGGAGAGCUGACAGCCCCAUCAUUGGCCAAGCUGGCCAUGGAGGCCUUCUCCUUGCUGGACAAGACCCCCCAGAUCCCGCCCCGUGUCCCCAUCCCACCCCGGCCCCUACGCCGCAAUGAGCCUGGGCGCUGGUCGGGGGACCUUUCCCCAGCUUCGGGGGGUGAGGAAGACCGGCCGCCCCAGAUUCCCCCCCGGGACCCGUUGUCACAGCCCACCUCCCGGACACCCAGCCCCAUGGCCCUGCAGGUGGGCUCCCCCCAGCAACGUGCCACCCUAUGCUCCUGCCUAUCCACCUCACCAGGGAAGCCCAUGCCCACCACACAGAGCUUCGCCCUCGACCCCAAGUAUGCCACCCCCAAGGUCAUCCAGGCGCAGGGCAAAGACUGCUCCAAGGGACCCUGCAUCCUGCCCAUUGUGAAGGACGGGCAGAAGGUCAGCAGCACCCACUACUACUUGCUGCCCGAGCGCCCUGCCUACCUGGACAAGUAUGAGAAGUUUUUCAAGGAGGCCAAAAGCCCCGAGGAGGUGCCAGCAUCCCGCCUGGUCACCACAGCCACCGUCCGUCCCAUGGUGCAGCAGCCGCCACCGGACUGCAAGGCUAACUUCUCCUCCAACAACAGCAACCCUGGGCCCAAGUGCCUGGUGAAAGCCUCCUGCAGCCUCCAGAAGAUCAUCUACGAUGGCCCGGAUGGCUACCGCCCCGCUGACAAGAUCCGACUGGUGCAGGACACAGUGCACGGUGUGACCACCGAGGAGUGUCAGGCAGCCCUGCAGAACCACGGCUGGAGCGUCCAGCGGGCCAUCCAGUACCUGAAGGUGGAGCAGCUCUUCUGCCUGGGGCUGAAGUCCCGUGUUGAGUGCCACCGGGUGCUGGAAAUGUUCGACUGGAACCUGGCCCAGGCCAGCUCCCACCUCCUCGAUCCCUACAGCACCACCCGCCAGAAGCGGUGACAGCGGGGACAGGGCGAGCUGUGUCGAAUCUGGAGCAGGCAUCUCACUGCGGGGCCACCCCCCGGUGCCCACCCCUACCCCCACAACCUGCUGCUGGACU